AUGGAAGAGAUCAAUGCUAAAGGAGUGAUCCUGAGGGCCCUCGACGAGUACAGGCUCAAGUCAUGCAUCGACUUCAGACCAAGGAACGGAGAAUACUAUUACAUCUCCGUCAGAAAGUUAAACGGAUGCUUCUCAUAUGUUGGAAGUAUAUUUAGUGGACAGGAACUCUCCAUCGGGAGAUUUUGUGAUUCAAUGUCCAUUGUUCAACAUGAGUUUCUCCACGCUCUUGGCUUCUUCCAUGAACAAAGCCGCUAUGACCGAGAUGAUCAUGUAAAGAUUCUGUUUGAGAACGUCGAAAAAGGUUUUGAGAACAACUUUCAGAGAGUUAAUAAGACAGACAGCACGGUUUCGGGACUCCCAUAUGACUACAACUCAGUGAUGCACUAUGGCUCUGGAGCAUUCUCCAAUGGAAACGGGUCUACAAUUGUCACCAAAGAUCCAAACUUCCAGAAUGUGAUUGGUCAAAGACUGCAAAUGAGUCCAAUCGAUGUUAAGGAGCUGAACCGCCGCUACAAAUGCAAGUCAACCACUGCAUUUCACAUGUUCUGCAGCUUCUCUAAUGGAAACAUGUGUGGAAUGAACACCUGCUCAAACAGUGACAAUGACAGUGGCUGGGAAAUGGUAAAACAAGCACAAGGGGGGCCUGAAACGGACCACUCCACUCUACCCACUGCCAGCAGUAAGAAUGGUACAGAAGAAGGUUAUUUCAUGCAUGCUAGCACAGCAAGCGGUGAGGAAGGUAAAACCUCACGGCUGGAGACCAAGAUGAUGGAGCCAACCAGAGAGUGUCAUGUCCAGUGUCUCCAGUUCUAUUAUUACCACAGUGGGGACGAGUCAGACAUACUGAACAUCUGGAUCAGAGAGUUUGACGAUCAAUACGACUCUGAGGGAACUCGGCGCCUCAUGGGACAGAUCACUGGUCCCCAAACAUCUCACUGGCGCAUCCAUCAUGUUUCCCUGGAUGCCACCAAGCACUUCCAGGUUGAGUUUGAGGCUCGUACAGGAGCAGGGAACUCUUCAGGCGGUUUCUCAAUUGAUGACAUUAAUCUGUCCGAGAUCGAGUGUCCACAUGGGUCCUUGCAGAUAGAUAAUUAUAUGGAGAAUGACAACAAAACAUCCAUCAUCUACAGCCCACGGCAGUACACCAUAGACGGCUAUGCCUACAGUAUAUCAGUGCAGUUUAAGGGAUUUUAUUUGUCACUGUUUAUGCAAAUGUUGUCAGGCGAAAAUGAUGAGAAGCUGCAGUGGCCUUGCUUACAAAGGCAAAUUACUCUACGAAUGCUGGAUCAGACAACAAACUUACAGCUGCACAUGUCAGCUGAAAGAAGUUUCACCUCUAGCCCAAAUGACGUCAACAACUUUGGUUUAAGUCCAUGGGACAAUCCUCGUAAGAAUGGAACUGAAUUCGUUGAUGAGAAUAAUCAGACUGCCUUUGCCGGACCAUUGAUGGGCUACACAACUUUUGCAUAUCGUGAUCUAAUUCAAUCCAGAAACUACGUCAAGGGAGACAGUUUGAUUAUAACCUUCAGCUUCCAAGAUCUCAAUCCCUUGAUAAAUGAGAGUGCUUUACCAUGUCCUGAGCUGGCACCAGUGAAGAUUGCACAUCCUCCCAUCGAUCUGGAUAGUGGCCCAUGUGUACCACGGAUCACCCCCGUCACACCUCCUCCUACAACAAAGCCUCCUAGAACGAUGCCUCCUAAAACAACUGAUGACAAAAGCAUCUUUGGCUUCUCUCCUGCAAUGGUGGCUUCUCCUGUCCUCACCCUGCUGCUCGCACUGAUGCUUUCAAUGCCAUGAUGGACAGGACCAGCAAUUUGCCUUGAUUUCUUAUCCAAGAAAAGGCUGUACUGGGAGACACUGGUCAGGGGAUACAUAGUUCAUUCAGACCAGAGCCUUGCUCUUGUGUCAUCAACAAUUGAGAAUUGAAGAAAUGCCUCCAAUAAAAAAAAAAUUGCAUUGUGUGGUGGGAUCGUAUAUACUUUUGUUAGUUUUGCAUACCGAUGAUCAUUUAUUGAUUAUUCUUGAAAAUAUGUUAAGUGGUUUGUGGGAUAUCAUGUAAUACUAUAUUUCUUUAGGGAUAAAACACACACCAUAAACACACAUACUUUAAGAUUACUAUUGAUGUACUGAUGUAUACAUGUUAUUGA
Messenger RNA from Platichthys flesus (European flounder), 2147 nucleotides. RefSeq names its product meprin A subunit beta-like. Gene Ontology annotation, cellular component: membrane. Bases 1 to 1797 code for a protein of 598 amino acids. Gene Ontology annotation, biological process: proteolysis. Gene Ontology annotation, molecular function: protein binding; zinc ion binding; metalloendopeptidase activity. The record is from RefSeq and is a predicted model, not a curated record. The transcript is spliced from 10 exons. NCBI's taxonomy places the organism in Eukaryota, Metazoa, Chordata, Actinopteri, Pleuronectiformes, Pleuronectidae.